AUGGCUACUGAGAUGCGCGAUUUAAAGAGGCAGGAGCGGCAGCUGUUGGCUACUUUUGAUGGCGCAAAGAAAUUUCUGCAAAAAUACAAGGCAGAGAAACAUUCCGGGCAAAUUGAAAAUCGUUUGGAGCUUCUUGAGGCUGCAAUGAAGAAGUUUUACAUCGUUCGGAGGAAAAUUGAGUUACUGACCGAGGAAACAGAUGAAAAAGAGGCGACGGAUUCCAAGGAAUCGACAGUAGAACGUGCUGCUCGAUUAGAGGCGAAGGCGGAGGAGCGUGAUGCAGGCAAUAUCGAGAUUAUACAAUCAACAGAAGACUUCUAUUGUGAUCUUAGGUCAUCGUUGCAAGCUUUGCUUCCCAAACCAGUUGACCAGUCAUUACCUACGCCAGCACCGUCUUCAUUAUUGACUUCUUCUGAUAAAAUGUCCAGAGUCAAGCUUCCCGAAAUACGUUUGCCUAGCUUCGGCGGCAGAACUAACGAUUGGGUUACAUUUCGUGACAUGUUUCAAAGCCUGAUUCACAAAAAUGAUCAACUCAGUGCAAUUGAUAAGUUUUCGUAUUUACAUUCUUCCCUGCUAGGAGAAGCACGGCAGGAGAUUGAGUCUAUAGAGAUGUCGGUAGCAAAUUACCCAAUUGCUUGGGAUUUGCUGAAAAAGCGCUACGAGAAUCGAAAGUUGAUCGUGAAGGCUCAUCUUGAUGCGUUGUUUGCUGUUGAACCGAUGAAACGGGAAAGUUAUGAUGCUUUAAAUCAUGUCAUCAGCGAGUAUGACAAAAACCUACAAAUGCUUGAAAAGGUUGGAGAAGAUUGCUCGCAAUGGAGCACAAUUCUAGUGCAUAUGAUGUGCUCUAAACUGGAUCAGGUUACGCUGCGAUACUGGGAAUCGCACCAUAGUUCUAAGGAAGUGCCACAAUACAGUGAACUUGUUGCUUUCCUUCGGAAUCACUGCGUUGUUCUUCAAUCGAUCGUGCCAUCUAAGCCAGUUACCAGUGAAGUGAGAAAACCUAAAUUUGCUGUGGUUCAUGCUUCCAUCCAGUCGGCCAAACGAUGUCCGUUUUGCGGAGAGAGUCCGCAUUCCGCGUUCAGAUGCCAGAAAUUUAUGAAAUUGAAAGUGAAUGAGCGUUAUGAGAAGGUGAAGCGCAAUGGGUUGUGUCUAAACUGCUUUUCGUCCACACAUCUUGUUCGGGAUUGUACACAUGGCGCGUGCCAUCAUUGUCAUCAAAAACACCACUCCCUUCUACAUCUUGGAUCAUCGAACAGUGAAAGAUUUGUCGCACCAGCAUCGCAGAAAGAUUCCUCCGUCCCACGUGUACAGAACGGACCCCAAGGAAUGAACACACCACACACACAUCCACAAGCCCAGAACCAAACCAUACCUCCCCAGCACACAAGCCAAUCUACGAGCUCAUACCCUAUCGCAAAUACAAAUUCGCAUUCGCAAACACACCCACCAACCACCACAGAUCCAAUUCCCAAUUCCAAUUGCCUUUCUACAAAUAUCUAUGCCCCAACCCGACAAGUUUUGUUAUCAACCGCCUUGCUACGAGUAUCGGAUAUGCACGGAAAUGUUCAGUUAGCUAGAGCACUAUUGGACUCUUGCUCAGAGUAUUGCUUCAUCACUACGAAACUUGCUCGAAAACUCAAGUUAGUAGAAGGUGCUAGUUACCUGUCCGUGGCAGGUAUUGGCGGUUCCGUAGUUCAGUCUACAAAGAAGGUCGAAGCAACAAUUGCGCCUCGAUCUUUAUCGAUUUCAUCAUACAUCGAAACUAUUCAACUGCACGUAUUGCCGAAGCUUACUUCCAAACUACCGCUACAGGCAGUAAACGUGCAGAAACUGUCCCUCCCAAACACCAUAACACUGGCUGAUCCUGACUUUCAUAAGCCCGGCUCAAUCGAUAUGAUUAUUGGGGCGGAAUAUUACUACGAUUUGCUGUUAAAUGAACGUAUGAAGCUUACAGAUGAAGGACCCACUCUGCAGAAGACCGUAUUUGGAUAG
Molecule: messenger RNA, 1992 nt
Organism: Sabethes cyaneus
Lineage: Eukaryota; Metazoa; Arthropoda; Insecta; Diptera; Culicidae
Exons: 1
Coding region: 1-1992 (663 amino acids)
Molecular function (GO): nucleic acid binding; zinc ion binding
Source: RefSeq, a predicted model, not a curated record